Messenger RNA from Schistosoma turkestanicum, 1037 nucleotides. NCBI's taxonomy places the organism in Eukaryota, Metazoa, Platyhelminthes, Trematoda, Strigeidida, Schistosomatidae. The record is from the annotation of a GenBank genome assembly.
AGCCAAACAUGUCCGCUGAUAAACUACUGGAUAAUGCAAAUCGACUAUGGAAAAUGUUAGAUGAAAUGUCUGAGAACGAUCCAGCUUGUUAUCGAAAAUUUAUUAGUAAACAAAUGGAAUCUUUCCGUAAAACCAUAUCUCCACCCAUCAUAAGAUUUGUUGUUAAGCUUACUCAGAAGUCGAAUAAACAACCUUUGAUAGUCAACUUUUGUGAAUGGUCCAUUGUUCCAGAACCAGAGUCAUCAGAUAGUCCAAUUUCUGUGAAAUGUGGUGAGACGUUUAUGAUAAAUGAAGUGAAUGCUAUCGCAUUAGCUUUCAAUCCAAAAGUAUUUAUUGAGCAUAAUUUUAAUGAAUCAUUGAAAAAUGAUCAAAAAAAUAAUGAAGAAGUAAUUUAUUCCCAAUCUGAGCAUGAUGAUGAUGAUGAUGAUAAUCGUUAUCAACUUGUAUGGCUUGGAUUGAAUUAUUUAGAAAAUGAAAAAUCUUUAUCAACAAUUGAAUCUUUAAGUGUAAAAUAUUCUAAUAAUCCAAUACGUCCGAAACUAUUGAAAUCAUCUGAUAAAUAUGGUAGUGAACAAGAAGUGUUUAAUUCACUUGGUUUUUCAAUCAAACCAAUGAAAACAAAUUCAAAAAAUAAGAAUGACGUUGAUGUUAUACAAAAUUUAACACCAGAAGCUUUAAUGAAAUUGAGAAAUUCAAAAUCAACUGAAAAUGAUGAUGAUGAUGAUGUUGUUGUAGACAGUUAUGAUGCUGAUGCAUGUUCGAGUUCAACAAAAUUAUUUAAACCUUCCAUAAAAAUAUCAAACAAUGACCAAAAUUCAUUAGUUAAUUCAAAUGCGAAGGUUUUGAUUGAAGAAAUAAAAGAAACAUCAAUAGAUUCACAAGAAACAACACUAGAAAUUCCAAAUUCAAUUCUAUGGUCAGCUAAAGUAAUUAAUUCUGACUCAGUUAAGCAAUCAAGCAAGGCUAAUCAGUUGAAAUUAACUUUUAAACUACCCGGAAUAAAAUCUGGCAAACAGUGCAACGUCGAUUUAAAAGUA